CUGCGCAAGGAGGUCACACGGAAGUGUCAAGCGGUUCGCCUUCCUCGCUGGGCCCGCCGUCCCACCUGGAGGCUUUUGUUUCUGUGUCUUCCUGUAGAAAGGCGCUCCAGCCAAGCCACAGGUUCGGCCUGGGGGGUUACGUCCGCAUGACUUCCCAACUCCGGUAACAGACUUCGGAGUCCCCCCAGGCCGGGCCCCCUGGGGCCGCAGCCCGGCGUGCGCCGUUCCCCGCCGGGAUUGGCUGGCGCGGCGGGGGCGAGCGGACGUCACACUGGAACGGUUCGUCGCGCUUGCCUCCCGACGGGGGAUUCCAUAGGAAAGGUUGGAAAGUGUUCUUCUCCCUCCCGCGAAACCGGUGCGGGGGGGUGGAAGCACGAGAUCCUUAUUGUGGGUAUAAGAAACUGCGUGGACCCUGGAAGUGAGCACGCUUUUGCGAUUCAAAGAGUUUGGCGCGUUGUUUUGAGAAGCCUUCCAUCAUUCAACAGUUAGGAACAAGAAAUAUCAAAAAAUUUGGUGAUCACCUUCAGAUCCUGUAUAUUUUGACAUGGAUGUUUCUCAUGAAAAAUUAGAAAGCAUGUCAGAAGUGGAUGCCAUGAAUUUUACCAGUCUUUCUCAAGAUUUAACUCACUCAAAUUCUCCCUCCUGUAUGGAAACCAGCAAUACGACUUCAGACUUGUCUCAGAAUGAAAUAAAGAAUGUAAAAAAGGAAAAUGAGUCUAAAAUCACACUUUCUGAAGAAAUUUAUAGCACACUAGAUGAUGUGUUAGGUGAUGUCAACAGUGGAAAUUAUUCACAGGAUAUGCUAACUCGGCCAAUUGACACCAGCAUUUCUUCCUUCAGACAAUGUGAACCCAUUUUCAAAUAUCAUCAGACGAAAGCAUUUAAUGAUAAAAUGCUAACAUUUCAAAAUCUGAUAGGCAACUUACCUUACACAGAGAAGCCAGAAUUGCAAAGUCAUGUAUAUAAUUAUGCAAAAGACAACAAUAUUAAGGAAGAUUCAUUUAAAGAAGAAAAUCCAGUGGGAACUAGUACUUCCACAAAUGAAGACCAACUUUCUCAUGAAUGUGAGUGGCAACCUCCUAGAAGCCCAUCUGAAAUCCACUGCAGUAGAGAGACACUGAAAUUUAUUGAAAUGCCACUAGCUGAAAAUACUGCCAAAGAAUCUACCCUCAACUCUGGUCAACCUGAAAACUUGUGUAAGGAAUAUUUAUACAACAAUGUUGAAAAACCAUUUUAUCAAGAGAAUAGCUUUAACCUGUAUGAUCUGAGAGCUGAUUAUGAAACAAAGGAGGUUGCAGUUUCUUCAAAGGGGAUACAGAAUUCUAGGGACACUCCUGAGAUGUCAGUCAGUCACCAAAAGGAAGUCACAGUGGAGAACAUGGAAAGUCCAGGGAUUAUGUCAACUCAUUCUCCUGCUGGCAUUUCUUGGAGUUGUGGAGCAUCUUGGGAGGACUGCAAAACACAUGACACAGAGCAAGACUUGGAGUGCUUACAACCUCUGGAAGAGGAUAUGGCUUUAAAUGAAGUUUUACAGAAAUUAAAACAUACUAACAAAAAGCAGCAAACUCUGAUCCAAAAUUUGCAGUGCACUAACAUGUAUUUAGAGAAGAAGGUUGAAGAACUGCAGGUGAAGACUAACAAGCAGCAAGUGUGCAUUGGCUUCAUAAAUAAGCUAAAGGAGAAUAUCGAAGCAUUAAUUGAAGACAAAUACAGUGUAAUGCUAGAGAAGAAUGAAACAGACAAGACUUUGCAGAAUUUACAUGACAUUUUAACUAACACCCAAAGACAUCUUCAGGAAUCUAGGAAAGAAAAGGAAACCUUACAAGUAGAGCUUAAGAGGACCAAGGAAAAUUAUGUUUGUCUAAAGGAAAAGUAUAUAACUGAAAUGCAAGAAAAAAACAAAAUUGUUAGUCAGUACACAGAGGUGAACAAAGCCUUAAGCAAGAAAGAAGAAGAGGUGGAGAGGCUGCAACAACUCAGAGGAGAGUUGGAAAACGCCACCACUUCUGCUUUGGACUUAUUGAAAAGGGAAAAAGAGACCCAAGAACAAGAGUUCCUGUCUUUACAGGAAGAAUUUCAGAAACGUGAAAAGGAAUACUUGGAAGAAAGACAGAAACUGAAAUGUAGACUUGAGAAACUGGUAGCUCAACUUAAAAAUGUGCAAUUUAUAUCUGAAAGUGAAAGGGCUAAGAAUACAAAACUUGAGCAGCAAAUCAACGAAGUAAAAAAUGAAAAUGCAAAACUUCAGCAGCAGGUUGCCAGGAGUGAGGAGCAAAAUUGUUUCCCUAAAUUUGAGAUAGCUCAGUUAAAGGAGCACUUGGAGGCAGUAAUGAAGUCAGAUAUCACAAAGGAUGCGAAGAUAAUGCAGUCUAAUUGCUCACCUUGUAAAGAAGAGAGCCCAAAUCCCCCAGAUGUGAAAACAACUUCUCAGCCGCCUUUCAAAAUUCACUAUCUUCUGGCUCUGAUGGCAAGCCUUCUCACAAGCCAGGAUAUCAGCAAUCCUGAUGCUGAACAUUUCAAAGAGAGUGAGAAAGUUAGUGAUACAAUGCUGCAAAAGUUGAAGAACUUUCAUCUUAAAAAGAAAAAUUUAGAUGAAGAGGUUACAGACUUUGAUUCAAAUGAAACCAAGAAUGUCAGAGAUCCUACCUUAUUGGGAGCCAAACUGGAUAAGUACCACAGUCUAAAUGAAGAGCUUAAUAUCUUGAGAAUAUAUCUUCAGUCCUUAGGCUUUAGCCCCUUACAUGGGCUUUGGUAGAGGUCAUGGGGCAGCACCCAAAGAUCUAAAUUUGGGUGGGGUGUUCAGUCCUUCCGGGCUUCAGGAAAAGGAUUCCUGACCACUUUGCCGUGAAUGGCACAGCUCACACAGUGGUGGAGUUUCACAUACAGCUUAGGAAACGCUUAGGUGUGAGGACACUGGCUUUGAAAAUGGCCCUAAAGCCUGUGGCUGAGGCCCCGACUGUUUGGAAUGCUGAACUUCCUAAUGGCCUUGUCCUUGGGCACACAUUUAAGCAAAGUUGGUGCAGUGAAAAGGCUGCACAUGGCUGUGGCCCUUUUUGGCAUGACCAUUGUUCCUUCUUUUCUUGGUCAUCUUGGAAGAGAGGACCCAAAAGAGCUCCACUCACCUUUAAAAGAAGAAAACAUCCAUUGCUGUGAAAGCUUAAAAUUUUCUUCUUUUCUAAUUAAUUUUUUUUUAUUAAAUGAGUAAUUAUUGACUUUCCACAAAAGGUUAAAUGCUAGUCACUGUGGAGAUAGAAAGCUAAGUCAAACAUAGCCCUGCUUCGAAGGAAUCUAGGCAAGAAAAUAAAAUACAUAAAUAAUUAUUUACAAAGAGUAAAGGAAAAGUUUCUUGAAAAGAGAUAAAGUGACUCACAUCUAAGAGGAUGUUGUUUGUGAGAUGACUGGAAUUCAGAGGAGGAAUAGAUGAUGGCCACGUCGGAGAAUCAUGGAAGACUUUGUGAAGGGGAUGGAGUUGGGCCUUGAAGACUAAUAAAAUUUGAGCAUAGGGAUAUAAGUGGAGAGCACUCAGUAAAUUCUGUCAUUCAUUAGCAAUUCUGUGCUUCCGACAUACAUGAGAUGAGAGUGGACCUUCAUCUUUCCAGCACUGGGAAGCUGGAAUGAGAAAAAGGGCACAAAUGGGAGAGUCAGACAUACUGUGUCACUUUUAAAAUGUGCCCCAGUCUUUCUUAUACAAACUAUCUCAUAAAUAAUCAAUGAGGGAGAGAGUUCUUCAUUGAAAACAGAAGAAAAGAUGCAUUUAUAAAAUUAUAUUUUGCAUCCCUGAGUAAAAUAAGGAAUCUAGGCUGUUAUAAUGGCUGCGAAAACCUUAAGUUUAAGACUGACAGGGAGCAUUUAAUGAAUAGGUCAAACAGACAAACACCUGAGCCUGCUGAUCAAUUUCAACCCCACUAGAGGUGAGACAAGCAAACCUGGGCCUCCUAACCUGAUGCAGGAGGAUGCACACAGCAUCUCUGAAGUAGUCUCACCAAAGCACUGGAUGUGAAAGCCAGCUGCUAGACCUAGCUACCAGUCAACAGUGGAUAAAGAGACAUUAAAUGACACCAUGAAAACAGACCCCGAAUGUGAAAAAUUCUAACCAGUAAACAAUUGGCAUGAGGAAAGAGAGGGAGAGGAAUAGCUAUUAUAGACUAAAGGAGAUUAGAGACAAAUCAACCAAAUGGAGCAUGUGAGACCUGUGUAUAUCCUGAUUUGAACAAACCCACUAUAAAAAGAUAUUUGUGAGCCCUAGCCAGUUACGCUCAGUAGAUAGAGCGUCGGCCUGCAAACUAAUGGGUCCUGGGUUCGAUUUUGAUCAAAGGCACAUGCCAGGGUUGUAGGCUUGAUCCCCAGUAGGGGGCAUGCAGGAGGCAGCCAAUCAGUGUUUCUCUCUCAUCAUUGAUGUUUCUAUCUCUCUCCCUU
Myotis daubentonii (Daubenton's bat) is the source of this 4416-nucleotide messenger RNA. RefSeq names its product cancer antigen 1 (gene CAGE1). The record is from RefSeq and is a predicted model, not a curated record. The transcript is spliced from 9 exons. Lineage: Eukaryota; Metazoa; Chordata; Mammalia; Chiroptera; Vespertilionidae. The coding region runs from base 545 to 2755 and encodes 736 amino acids.